Messenger RNA from Macrosteles quadrilineatus (aster leafhopper), 2217 nucleotides. RefSeq lists its product as uncharacterized. The coding region runs from base 49 to 2217 and encodes 722 amino acids. Gene Ontology annotation, molecular function: serine-type endopeptidase activity. Gene Ontology annotation, biological process: proteolysis. The transcript has 6 exons. The record is from RefSeq and is a predicted model, not a curated record. NCBI's taxonomy places the organism in Eukaryota, Metazoa, Arthropoda, Insecta, Hemiptera, Cicadellidae.
GAGCUGUGGUAAAGUAGUAUUACACAAGCUGUUAAUUGUGAAUGUUGGAUGUCCCAAGAGAAACAAAAGAUAAUGGUGCUUGUCAUCCUCAGCUUAGGAUAUACAACACUUGUGUUCUUUUACAUUGACCAAGUCACCAGUUAUCCUCAAAACAAAGUUCAAAACUCUCGUCCACUCCAGGUAGAUUGUACAGUCAGUCGUCGGCCAGUCUCAGAGGUGGACUGUACCUGUGUUCCAUACUACAUGUGUAACAACAACCUGACCAUGGACAUGGCAGUUGGAGUCCUGUCAGGAGUUGGUUUAGUGUCCAGUCCACCCUACCAGUCUUGUCCCUGCUCAAAAGCAAUUUCUGAGCCAAAACCGAAUAAUAUCGGAGUCUGUCCCUACUUUCUGGAUGUUUGCUGUAUCCUACAACCACAAGUCUUGUCUGAUGAAUAUCCAGACAAUCAACAUGUGUUGAAUGGUAAUUUUUCAGAGAACCCUCCACCAUGGCUAACUAUUCCUGGAGGUUAUCCAUCUUGGUUUAAUAACUACACAACAAUGUUUCAUUCCUGGAAUGAAUCUUCAUCUAGUUUCAACCCUCCAUGGAAUAACGAGAUCCCAGGAGAUUCUCAUCCGUGGAAUAAAAGACCCACCGUAACCGAGCAUUCUUGGAAUGGUGAUAAAAAUAGGAAACCAACCACUUGGAACAACAAUAUACCUUGGAAUAAUAAUUCACCAGAAAUAGCACCUUCUAAAUCUCAGUCAUUGGGUGAUUCACGACCAUGGAAAGAAAAAUAUCCUUCUUGUGGAAGCUACUUGUCAAGUGGAUUAAAUUUGGAAAAUUGGCAAGAAAAUGGGAAUAAUAACUUACCAGGGAUGAUUGCAGUUUUUGGAGAUAAAAUUGUGAACGGAGUAAACAGAAGAAUGGUGUUUCUGUGUGGAGGUUCCUUGAUCAGCCCUAGUGUGGUACUUACAGCUGCACACUGUGUCAAAGGGAAAAGCGAUCUGAUGGUUCGAACUGGUAAAUGGAGCACAGAAGGAGGUGGGGAAGAACAGAUUGUCCACCACAUAAAGAUCCAUGAACAGUAUUAUGGAGGGGCACUAUACAAUGAUAUUGCGCUGCUGUACCUUAACCGGCACCUUGGACCAGGUCCUGAUGUUGGGACAAUGUGCCUGUCUGACCCAGGAGAAGCAGUCAACCUAAGUGACUGUGUUGUCAGUGGAUGGGGAACCCGGGUGUUUGGUGAGUACUACACAGUCUCAGUAAACAAUGAUAUUGCGCUGCUGUACCUUAACCGGCACCUUGGACCAGGUCCUGAUGUUGGGACAAUGUGCCUGUCUGACCCAGGAGAAGCAGUCAACCUAAGUGACUGUGUUGUCAGUGGAUGGGGUACCCGGGUGUUUGGUGAGUACUACACAGUCUCAGUAAACAAUGAUAUUGCGCUGCUGUACCUUAACCGGCACCUUGGACCAGGUCCUGAUGUUGGGACAAUGUGCCUGUCUGACCCAGGAGAAGCAGUCAACCUAAGUGACUGUGUUGUCAGUGGAUGGGGUACUCGGGUGUUUGGUGAGUACUACACAGUCUCAGUAAACAAUGAUAUUGCGCUGCUGUACCUUAACCGGCACCUUGGACCAGGUCCUGAUGUUGGGACAAUGUGCCUGUCUGACCCAGGAGAAGCAGUCAACCUAAGUGACUGUGUUGUCAGUGGAUGGGGAACCCGGGUGUUUGGUGAGUACUACACAGUCUCAGUAAACAAUGAUAUUGCGCUGCUGUACCUUAACCGGCACCUUGGACCAGGUCCUGAUGUUGGGACAAUGUGCCUGUCUGACCCAGGAGAAGCAGUCAACCUAAAUGACUGUGUUGUCAGUGGAUGGGGUACCCGGGUGUUUGGACUGGGUGAAAACUAUGAAUCAACUCUAAAGAAAAUUGAGUCGCUGAUUGUGCCAAGAAAGUUUUGUGAAGAAAAACUACAGACAACAAGGUUGGGAAGGCAUUUCCACCUUCAUGAAGGCUUCAUCUGUGCUUUGGGCAAAAAAGGUCAAGAUGCAUGCACAGGCGAUGGAGGAGGACCUCUUAUGUGCUCCUCAAUGGUUGAGUCUACCUUUUACGUCCAAGUAGGCAUUGUCUCCUGGGGCAUUGGUUGUGGCGGAGAUAUCCCUGGUGUCUAUAUCAAUAUCUCACAUUUUAGACAUUGGAUUGACUCAGAAAUGAAGAUGUUAACACCAGAUGAUUGA